AUGAAAUAACAUUAGAAGAUCUUAAUUAAAUCAACAAAAAUUGCUUCAGUAUUGCAUUUGAUAUUUUAUGUAUAAUUGAUUAGCUUAAUUUUAUAUAAUGAAGAAGAAACAAUAAAAAUUAAGAAUUAAAAUUAUUCCUUAAAUUUAUUAUAAGGUUUCUCUUACUUGAAUUAGAUUGGAAGACCAUAUUAAAUUUUAUUGCGCUUUUAAAAUUUUAGGCUUUUUGCAUUUAUACCUCCUACUCUUUUCUUAUUUUUUAUUUCAAUAGGUUUUAUGAAGAAAUUCAUUAUUCAUUAUAUGUUUAAUUAAGAAAUAAUAAAAAAAAAUGCUAAUGAGAAUUCGAAUUACAAGUCUUAAGUAUCGAUAAUAUAUUAAUUGUAUUUUUAUUUAUUUGCUUUAUAUACAUUUGAUUUUUAUGUUAUUACAAUAACUGAAACAACAUCCACUGCAGCAAUAUCAAAUGUAGAAAUAUUAGUCAUCACAGUGAUACUAUUAUUUAAUUCAGUACUAUUUGUAUUUAUUAAUAUCUUAUGUUCAGAAUCUAUUCAUUUCAAAAGCUCGCCUUUACAAGUGUAACAAUUAUAAAAAAAUCAAUUUUUGAAUGUUAUAUUGAUCAUUAUUUCAAUGUAUUUCAAAUAACAAAAUGAUGAAGUGAGCAUACUCCUUGUUUAUAUUUUAAACAUCGUUAUUUUCCCCUUUUAUAUAUAUACUGAAAUUUAAAAAUAGUAAUCCUUUUUAAAUAUGCUUUCCUUAAUCAUAUUAUCUUUUGGAUUAUUUUAAAAUAUUUUCUCAUUGAUAUUAAUUGGGGCUAGAUUUGAAUAUAGGAUUGGAUUAGUAUUUAUCUUAUGCCCUUUAUUUAUAAAUAUUAUCAGUUACUAUUAAUAAGCAAGAAAUAAAUUAAAUUUUUAAAAAAAUAGAGGAAUUUAGGAAAUAUAUUAGAAUUUAAUGAUUCUAUCUGAUAAAAAAUCAAAAUACUCUAAAAAACACAAAUUUGAUUUAUUAUUUUCAACUAAAAAAGUGAAUAAUAGCUUGUUGAUUAGGAUCUUUUUUCAUUAGAAUUAAUUAAUUUUAAUAAUAAAAUUAUUAAGGAAAGUAAGUCAUUAAAAACUUUUUGGUAUUAAAAAUAUAUUCAAAUAAAAUACCACUAAUAAAAUUUUACUGACACAAUUUCUUUGAUUUAUCACUUUACUUAAAAUCAAUUAUAUUCAGAGUCUUCAAAGUUAUAUUUUAGAGUAUCUAUAUAACUGUCAUUUUUGCAAAGAGUAUAAUUAGAUUUAAUAUAAAAAGAAGUUUAUUAGUUUUUAUAUUAUAACAUUACAAAAGGAAAUGAAUCUUCUGAAAAUGAAUUAGCAAGAUAAUACAUAAUCUAUUCAAAAAUUGUUUAAGAAAACUAAUAAGAAAUAAAAGAUUUAUUUCAUUUCAAAGAGAAAAUUUACUAAUAAAUGCUUUAAGGAAAACAUUAAAAUUAAAAUUAAUUAUUUGAUAUAUCUUAUUCUUUAACUUAAAGAUCAUUAAAGUUUGUGAAAAAAAUAAAGAAUGACUUAUUUGUCCAUAAAAGUUAUAGGAUAUAACAACUACUUAUUAUGCUUUAUGUAGAUUUUUUUAACAAUAUCUUUCAAGCUGAAAUACUUAGAUAUAGUUAAAUAAUUAAUGAAGAUAGCAAAUAAAAUAUUUAUGAAUAAUAUUCUUAUAUUGGAUUGCAAAUAUUAGAUGAUAUGGAAAAUCUUGAAAUUAUUUAAUAUAGUUAAGAUAUGAUUUCAAACUUGGGAUAUUCAAAAAAUAAUAUCUAGUAUGAAAAUUUUAAUUUUAAGUCGUUGAUUCCAACUGAUUUUUAUGAAAUUCAUUAGUUUUUGAUUAAAAGAUUUUUAUAAACAGGUUUGUGUAAGAAAUCAUCAAAACCAUAUGAAUUAUUAAUAAAAGGAUAUUAAGAUACUUUUUUUUAUAUUUAGUUAUAAUUAAGUGUUUAACCUUUCACAAACAAUCAUAUUUAAAUUUUUGCAUUUAUUAAAUUUUUAGAAAACCAACCAAUAUCUGUAUUUAUAAAUAAGGAUAGUAAAAUUGUUGGUUUUACAAAUAAUUUUAUAAAUUAAGUUAAGGAUUUAGGAUUUGAUAAAAAAUCUCUUCUUUAAAGUGAUAUCAACAAAUUAAUAUCUAAUUUUAAAAAAAUACCUCUUUAAAAGCACAUAAAAAUAAAACUUUUAUAAAAUUAAGAUGAAUUAAAUGUAAUAAUGAUUGAAAAAGAUAAUUUAUUUGAAUUGCAAAUAAUUGAUAAUUCUGAUUUAAUAAUAAAUUCUGAUUCAGAAGAUUAACAAAGUGUUGUUAAAAGUUUAUCUUAAAAAUUAUUGCCAAAUUAAGAAUCCUUUGUUAUAAUACCAAACCAUCAAUUCUUUGAAGAAAUAAAUCUACCACUCUCAGAAGAAAGGAGAGAUAAAACUGAUUAAGAGUUACUGUAAAAUGAUCAAAAGAAAGGUUGUAUGGUUACUAUUAAAAGCAAAUUUUAAAGUGAUAAAAGUGAUUCUUUUAAAGAUGAAUAGAAAGCUUCAAAAAAUAGUCUCAAUUUAUUAUAAGAUGAUUUUAAUAAUGAAGAUUAAGCAUCAUCAAAAUUUUCAAAGGGAUUUCUUGAUACUGCUAUUUUUUAUAGUAAAUAUAACCAAAUGAAUAAAUUUCUGGAAAAUAAGAAAUUACUAUUCAUAUAUAUUUCUAUCUCAUUAUUUUUGUUUGUUUUAAUAAUAAACAUUGCUUAUUUUCUUCUUUAAGUAAUUUAUAUAAUGAAAAAUUUUGAUGAAGUUGCCAAUGAUGCAGAUUUACUAUCAAUAAAAUCAAAUUUUUUAGUGCCUGUUCAUGAUUGUAUAUGUUCUCAAUCUGCAUUUGUAAACUAUUAUAUGCUAUCAAUGUAUAAAGUGAUUACAAUAGAAACAGCUACAAUGAAAAUGCCUUUUUCUAGAGAUGCUAUUACCAAAUCUUAUGAUAUUCUUAAGGAAUCUUAUAUUACACAACUUAAUAAUAGAAACUUAUAAGUAUUUUUUUACGAUAAAAAUAUCUAAAUGCAAUUUGUUAAAAAUAACUCAUUAGAAUAAAGAUAGAUUCCUUUAAAAACAUCAUUAUUUUAUUAUUUGGAGUCUUAGUUCUUUGUAAUAUAAGAUAACUAAGAAAUUAAUUUGGAUUUGUUAAAUUUAUAAGUUUCAAAUGAUUUUGUAUACUUUAUGGCAAAUUUAUUAACUUUUGACAACUAUUUUGAUUCCUUGAGCGAUGAGGUGUCAUUAUUUAUUAUAAAUAGAACUUUAAACAAGGAAAGUGAAGGAGUUAAAAUAUUUUUAAAAAUGACAUUUCUUUAAAUUUUAUUCAUUUUAUUAGGGUUUUCUUAUGUUUUGAAAAACUAUCAAAUUCACACAAAGCAUUUUAGUUUAUAUACAGAUAUUAAUUAGUAUGCAUUAUAAAUGGAAUUACAACGAUUAAGUUAGAUUGAUUAAAUAUUGAUGAAAGAUAAUGCAUCAUACUAUUAUAAUUUUGAAAUAGCUAUUUAUGAAAAGAAAAUUCAAUAAAAUUUAGCAUAUUAUAAUUCAAAAAAUAAUUAAGUGAGAUUACAAUGUUAAUAAUAUAAAGCACCUAGAACAAAAAUUUUAAUAAUAUUUUUUAUAAUUACAGCUUUUAUCUUAUGUCCAUAAAUAGUUUUAGAAUAGAUUGAUAGCAAUUUUUAUGAAAAGUAUUAAGUAAGUAGUUAUUGGUUGGAGAAGAUUUCGUAAACUAGUUCAGCUUUGAUUUCUGUUUAUUCAUAUAGAGAAAUAAACUAUCAAAUAAGUGCAUAAAGUCCAUAUUAUUUUUUUUAUACAGAUGAUGUUCGAAUAUUAUAAAAUGAAAAAGUGGUAGAAGAAUUAGAAAAGAUUAAUACUUUUAUUACUUAAUUUCCAUAUUUAGACUAGUAAAUAUAUAAAUAAUAAUAAUUUAGAGACUUAAUGAUAAUAGAUGACUAAACGAUAGAGCUUUUAGAAGAAAUUAAAUCAACAAAUAUAUGUAAUUUUAUGACACAUGUAUUAAAAUAAUUAUUAAAAUUAGUUCAACAAGAGUUUAGCUCAAGAACAUUGCGAUUCAGCAUUUAAUGGAGUAAUGAAAUUAGGAAUAUAUAAUUCAAUAUCUACAUUGCAUGAAUAGAUAUAAUAAGAAUAUGAGAAUACAAAUGGAUUCUAAGCAAAAUUGAGACCAGUGAUUGCUCCUUAUGAAGAGUUAGAAUUAGGGAUGAUAACAUCUGAUGCAAUAAUGACAAUUCUUGAUUAAAUUUUGAAAGGAGUUACAGAAGCAAUAAAUAAGAUAACAAUAACUCAUUAAGUAUAUAUUAUAAAGAGUAAUAUUAGGUUCUGAGUAUAAUUUAUAUUCUAUUGGAUUUGAUAUUGAUUAUAGUGUUAUUUACAUAAUACCUUCCUUUUCUAGUCAAACAGCAAGAAAUAGUGAGAAGUAUGAUAUUUUUGAUUCCAUAAUAUUAAUUUUAUUUGGAUUAGAAAUUUGAAACAAAUUUUCGGCUUUUGUUAUUACAAACGAAAUGA
Messenger RNA from Paramecium sonneborni, 4538 nucleotides. Lineage: Eukaryota; Ciliophora; Oligohymenophorea; Peniculida; Parameciidae. The record is from the annotation of a GenBank genome assembly.